AUGACGGUCAGCGAUCUCUCCACGCCUGAUCGACGGAACACGCGCCCACCGGAGGUCGAUACGCACAGCAAACGCGCUGCAAGACACCAUUCAAACGCGAGCAGCUAUCGAGGAGAGUCCAACGGCAGGUUCAUUGAAUACGGUGGCACUGUCGAUGAAUUCCUGAAAGAAUACGCGCGUUCCGCCACAACGUACCAGCCGCCAGACCGCGACCACAUGGGAGCGUUCAAUGAGCUGGAGGACACGAAACUCUUGAAGGAUGAGAAAGACAUGUACGAGCCUCUGAUCAAUGGCUUUAAGAGCCUCUGUGACGAUAUGGAUGCCGACAAACGUCCCGCGUUCUACGACGGGGCUAGCAAACAGUGGCGUUACCCUUACAAGAGAUGGCUUUGCCAUCACACCUUCAUGGCCCCCGACAUCGUGGCGCUUCCACCAGGGACAACGCUUGCUGAUGGCGAGCAGCCUAGUGAGUGGAAGCAUGCGUGCUUCGUUGUCGAGGUCAAAGGAACCAAACACCCGGAUCCGAUCACCUCCAACCACGAGAAAGCGGCCACUCACAGGAUCCAGAUCAUGCGCGACGCUGGACACGUCAUGCUUGCAACUGGGCUUUUGUGUGUCUUUGUCGUCGGCAUCUACGGCCAGGAUGCACGCAUCUUCCGUGUCGACCACGCCGGGGCUGUGAGCAGCCGUCGCUUCAACUACGUCCAAAACCCAGAGGUGCUUCGACAAUUUGUUUGGCGCUUCUUCAAUCCGACGGCCGGGACGCCCUUCAUCGGCGUCGACAACACGAUCCGGCCCGCGAGCGCAGCGGAUGUGGCAUGGGCAAAGGAGGUGUGCGUCGCUGCGGACGGGCGAUGGGAUGCUGAGGCCGAGGAAGAGUUGAAUCGCUGGGUGACGGUACCGUCCAAGGGCGAGCGCAGUGAGCAAGACUAUCUGCUACUGCGGUCGAUCUACGUCGAUCCAAACACGUUUUGUCGCGCGACGUGCGUCCGCCAGGCGGUGCUGAAGGGCGAUCAGAGUGGCAAGCGGUACGUUGUCAAGGACGCAUGGCGUCAGCGCGCUCGGAAGCAUCGCGAGACGGAGUUCUACGAGCGGAUCGAGAAGUACUGCGAGGAGACAGGGCGUGCUUACGAGGGCAUCGCGAAACUCGCGAAUGGUGUCGACCUGGGACAAAUGAUGUCACAAAGCCUCCACAAGGCCCAAUCCUUGACCUGCAAUGUCAAGAAACAUCAUUCGCCCUUGCAUAUGCGCGAUCGCAACCACAUGCGGAUUGUUUUGCAGACCGUCGGAAUCCCGCUGGACCGAUUCCCCAGCACAAGAGUUUUCAUAGAGGCAAUACGCGACGCUGUCAAAGGUCAUCUCCUUGCCUUCCUCGCUGGGGUGCUGCACCGAGAUAUCAGCAAGGGCAACGUCCUCAUUUUGCUGGGAGAUGUACCGUUCAAGGGAUUCAUCUGUGACUUUGAUUGCAGUAGCUUCGUCGACAGCACAAAGUUCGGCGGCUCGCGUCCAGAUGCCUAUUCUAGCGAGGAUGACCCAGAGAAUGAACUCAAGGAUCGGACGGGUACAUUUCGAUAUUUCGCCUGCGAGCUACUGGACAGAAGUGGACCGGUCCUUCACCGCGCGCAUCACGAUCUCGAAUCUUUCUAUUGGGUCAUCCUCUGGAUUAUCCUUUGUCAUACGGACCAUGACCACCCAAGCGGCUUCGCGGCAUGCAAUAAGGUCUUUGGCGGUGCCACAGAGGAAGCUGCUAGCAGUCAGAAGUUCCGUUGGCUGGGCCAAAAUUCACAAAACCUCACAAUACGCGGCAACAAGCCCCUCACCGACUUGAUGAACGCCUUGACGUCCCUAGUGUACGCAUCCCAGAGGCAGAGGGAUACACAGCACGAGCCUCUGACCCAUGCAGCCUUCAUUGAAGCUCUCGACCGUGCUUUGGAUGCCGAAGGCUGGCCAGAGGACGACAAGGCGCGCCCGUUCGUACCCCCACAUGUCGACGACGAUGGCAAUAUUGUGCAAACGGGAUCCAAACGCAACAGGGAGGCCGGCGACGAGGGAGCUCGCUCGAAGAAGAAGCAGAGGGUGUCGGUAAAGGACGUGGCUCCACUACGGUCUGGUAGAGUUGACCUCGCUUCCAUCAAGUGGGUGAACUCGGAUCCGGAGCCAGAGUAA
Messenger RNA from Rhodofomes roseus, 2166 nucleotides. RefSeq lists its product as uncharacterized. Gene Ontology annotation, molecular function: ATP binding; protein kinase activity. NCBI's taxonomy places the organism in Eukaryota, Fungi, Basidiomycota, Agaricomycetes, Polyporales, Fomitopsidaceae. The coding region runs from base 1 to 2166 and encodes 721 amino acids. Gene Ontology annotation, biological process: protein phosphorylation. The record is from RefSeq and is a predicted model, not a curated record. The transcript has 4 exons.